GGAGGACAUGGAAGUCUAAACCUGAGCCAGAUUCUCGGUGGACACGGAGGAAUUGGAGGUAUUACCAUUGGACGCGGUGAUAAACCAACCGGCGGUAAUGGCGGGAUUACUAUUGGCACCGGACAUCACCCAACUGGUGGUAUUUCUAUCGGACACACCAAACGAAGUGAUUUAUUAGAUAUAACCGAUGGUCAGAUCUCAAUCACCAUAAAUCAAAAGAAUAGCACAAAUUGUUCCCAAAUAUCGGAAAUAUCUCAUGAAUUGAAGCAACAGAUUCUGGGAGCUCUCCAUAACUUAGAGGAACACAUAAAUCAAGAAUUAGACUCGGGAUCAAUUGACUCGCUUUUGGGAAUUCACUCUAACGGACACUCAAACAAUGGUUUAGACACAGUGUGUGUCAAUGGUUCCAAACCCACUGAAAACAACUCUCAACCCAAGCCUACAAACGGAAUGCAAUGUGUAUUAAACGGACAUAACUUUACUCUCACGGGAUCUGUGAGUCAUUCCUCUGGAAGUAGUGGUCAGUGGGAUAUUCAAUGGAAAUCCAACAAAUCCAAUGGUCCUAACACUUCAGCCAAUAAUCUUCUCAAUGGUCUGCUCGGCUCCACCCCUGAAAUCAUUACUAAACCAUUGACUACUGUAGAAGCCAAUGAAUUGAAUGCCGACAACAGGACCGGUGUUGUAGUGAAUGGCACACAACACUCCGAAAGCCACGAUUCAAACAAUGGUUGGGUCAGUACAGCCUGGAAUUGGUUGAGUGGAAAGGGAAGCGAUGGACAUAAUGUUGACCUUAACGUCAAUGAAAGUAUUCACAGAGGAGAUGUAGUGAAUGGAUCGGUAAUAGAUGGUAAGGGAUGUCAUGGAAAUAGAGAGGAAUAUAAUGUUUGGAAUGAAGGCAUACAUAACGGGACUCUAAAUAAAACACGUUCUGAGGAGAGUGUUCGUCUUGUGGGAUCAGACCUUCCCAAUGGUGGCGUAAUUGUUGGUUCUGGUGCUCAACCCGUAGGAUCAGAAGACCUCCCGAAAUCCGGACCAGUUGUCGGAAAUGGUGCUAAUGGUGGUGCAGUGAUCGGUACUGGUUCCCAUCCCGUGGGAUCAGUAGACCUCCCGAAAUCCGGACCAGUUGUCGGAAAUGGUACUAAUGGUGGUGCAGUGAUCGGUACUGGUUCUCAUCCCGUGGGAUCAGUAGACCUCCCGAAAUCCGGACCAGUUGUCGGAAACGGUGCUAAU
This is a messenger RNA of Oppiella nova, 1230 nucleotides long. NCBI's taxonomy places the organism in Eukaryota, Metazoa, Arthropoda, Arachnida, Sarcoptiformes, Oppiidae. The record is from the annotation of a GenBank genome assembly.